CGGAGGGACGGAGGGAGGGACGGAGGGAGGACGGAGGAGGGACGGAGGGAGGGACGGACGAAGAAAGGGAGGGGCCGAAGCCGCCCUCCUCCUCCCCGCGGCCUCCCACCCUUAAAGUGGGAGCCCAGAAGCUGGGCCCGCCGCAGAUCGCUCGGGAGGGCGGGCUGUGCAUAGGCGGCGAGCUCGAGCUCCUGCGGGCGGAGCGCGGCCCGGGCCGGCGGCGGGGCUCCGGGCUCUCAAGGCGCCAUUGCUUUCGUGCGGAGCGCUGGCCCUGUCCCCGAGAGGAGCGGUCAUUCGGGGGUCGCCUUCAGUCUCCGGCCCCAACCCGCGAAGGCUGGUAUUGGUCCGGCGCUGCCGAACGCGCCGCUUCCCGUCCCUCCUGGCCGCCCCGCAGUGCGGCCGCCCCGGGGCUCGAGACCAUGUUCGACAAGACCCGCUUGCCGUUCGUGGCCCUGGACAUGGUCUGCUUGUUUCUGGCUGGAUUGCCUUUUGCAAUUCUUACUUCAAGGCAUACCCCCUUCCAACGAGGAGUGUUCUGUAAUGAUGAGUCCAUCAAGUACCCUUACAAAGAAGACACCAUAUCUUAUGAAUUAUUAGGUGGAAUAAUCAUUCCAUUCAAUAUAAUCGUUAUGAUUCUUGGAGAAGCCCUGUCUGUUUACUAUAAUCUCUUGCAUUCAAAUUCCUUUGUCAGGAAUAACUACAUAGCCACUAUUUACAAAGCCGUUGGGACAUUUAUGUUUGGGGCGGCUGCUAGCCAGUCCCUGACAGACAUUGCCAAGUACUCCAUAGGCAGACUGAGACCCCACUUCUUAGCUGUCUGUGACCCCGAUUGGACAAAAUUCAACUGUAGUGAUGGCUACAUCGAAAACUUCCCAUGUCGGGGAAAUUCAGUAAUAGUUAACCAGGGAAGAUUAUCAUUUUAUUCUGGGCAUUCUUCAUUUUCCAUGUACUGUAUGCUGUUCCUCGCACUUUAUCUCCAAGCCAGAAUGAAGGCAGACUGGGCACGACUUUUGCGCCCCACACUUCAGUUUGCUUUCAUCGCUUUAUCUAUCUACGUGGGGCUUUCUCGUGUUUCUGACUAUAAACAUCACUGGAGUGACGUGCUGACUGGACUCAUCCAGGGAGCUGUGGUUGCAAUACUUGUUGUUGUAUUUGUAUCAGAUUUCUUUGAGGAAAGAAACUGUCCAUUUAAGCAAAGAAAAGAAGAGGACUCACACACAACUUUGCAUGAGACACCAACAAAUGGAAAUCAUUACGGAAGCAAUCACCAAGCAUAAGGAGCUAAAAUUGCCUGCUUUCUAAAGGAAAAUGAUAACAGCAGAAGGAAAAGAUAAUGAUAAUUUCCUCCUGGUGCAAAAAGCCUUUAAGGGACUGCUGCUGCUAUACCUCUCAGACGCCCACUUUACCUGUGUAUAUAGUCACAUUUAACACAACAAUAGCUUUAAAAUUCAUUCAAAAGAUUUCAAACCUUUCACUAAAAUACUACCCACCUGUACAUUUUUUUUUAUUAAAAUAAUGUGGUAAUGCUUUUAUGUACAAAUGUGUAUGACAUAUACUUUGCUAGAAUGAUGCUUGUUUUAAAUACAAUACAAAUUAAAACGUUUAUGAUGAAGACUG
Molecule: messenger RNA, 1617 nt
Organism: Trichosurus vulpecula (common brushtail)
Lineage: Eukaryota; Metazoa; Chordata; Mammalia; Diprotodontia; Phalangeridae
Gene: PLPP1
Product: phospholipid phosphatase 1
Exons: 6
Coding region: 420-1277 (285 amino acids)
Biological process (GO): signal transduction; phospholipid metabolic process; phospholipid dephosphorylation
Molecular function (GO): phosphatidate phosphatase activity
Source: RefSeq, a predicted model, not a curated record